Tribolium castaneum (red flour beetle) is the source of this 1847-nucleotide messenger RNA. RefSeq lists its product as uncharacterized. NCBI's taxonomy places the organism in Eukaryota, Metazoa, Arthropoda, Insecta, Coleoptera, Tenebrionidae. The transcript has 7 exons. The coding region runs from base 310 to 1203 and encodes 297 amino acids. The record is from RefSeq and is a predicted model, not a curated record.
CACGCGGAGUGACGCGCUUGCGAGUGUGGAGCAGGAUUAGCUCUCGAAGGUAGUCUGAGUGGGUUUUUCAAUUUUAUUCAUGUUAUAAGUGAAAAUGUGACCAUUUUUGAUUGAUUAAGUGGCGGAACCGAACGUGGGAAUUUUGAUGGUGGAGAAAAGGACGAAUUUCAAACUGUCAAGUGCGAGGAAUUUCCACGAAGGAUUAAAUUCUCUUGAUGGAAUUUUUCGCGGGUCGAGUCAAUAAAACGCGCUUAAUCUCAAUUAAGGGAGGAAAAAGUGAUGAUGUGAAAGGGGUGUAACGAGCCGACGAUGGCGUCGAUGGUGGUGAAGUUGGCGGUGAACGUGCUCCUGUGGGGUGUUAUCCAGGCCGUGUCAACUAACGGGGGUUUACGUUGGGUCCGCGUCAACGUCCCCCAGUACCGCGUACCUGGCGAGACAGCCCUUCUGCAGUGCGACUACGACCUAGGCAACGACACCCUCUACGCAGUCAAGUGGUACAAAGACCACGAAGAAUUCUACCGUUUUGUACCAAAAACCCGACCCCAGGCCACUUCCUACCCAGUGGAGGGGGCCCGAGUUGAUAUGUCCAAAUCAGACAGCAGGAAAGUGGUCCUUCAUCCUGUCAGUUGGAAAUCGAGCGGACUCUACCGAUGCGAGGUGUCGGCUGAAGCGCCAUCUUUCUCCUCGGCACAGAGCGAGUCCAGGAUGGAAGUUGUAUCUUUCCCACAAGAGGACCCCGUCAUUACUGGCGUGGAAAUGCAAUAUCAGAUCGGCGACGAGAUUACACUUAACUGUACUUCAGGAAAGAGCCAUCCGGCCUCCAUCCUUCACUGGUACAUCAACGAACAACAGGUAACGAGCCAGAACGCCCUGAUUCGCUACGCCCCGAUCCACCACCGCCAGGGUUUGAUAACAACGACCCUUGGGCUGCGGUUCACCCUCGGUGCCCAUCACUUCCAAGGCGGUUCAAUGAAAGUCAAGUGCAUGGCGUCGGUGUCACCGGCGUUGUGGCGCAGCGACCGCGAAAGCGUCGUCCAGAACUUGCCGAUUAAGGACAUGCGAGAGGCCCUCCUUCUCGGUGAGUGGACCACCUUCAUCCAAUCCCCCUGGCAUGUGAAAAAUUCCACCACCAGGACGUCGAAAUCUUCCCCCCUCCUCCGUCUGGUGGUCCUGCUCUUCGUCACAGUUUUCGCUCUGACGUAAUGUGAUAAAUAGUUUUGUAAAAACGUGACAUUGUGUGAGUGGUGCGCCCUGAAGACGUCGUAAACGCCCGAAACGACCUAAUAAUAACGUGGUGAUUUACAGUGCGGCGCAAUAAACUCAGCAUUUAGACCCAGAAAUGACCCCAAGUCUUCAUCCGCCUCCUAAAAAUCAAAACGUAGGCUUAAUUUUGAUCGAUUGUACCAAGCUAGGAGAUGGCGUGCAGGUGCCCUAGACUGUACGUGUUUUCGUAAUGUGAUAAUUUUUUUUAAUGUAAUGAAACACUAGUGUAAGGUAUUGACGCUUUCCGCUGUUAAAACUUUCAUUACGACGGUUUUACUUGAGCCAAAGUCCAGGUUUUGGGUUUUUGAGCUAGACAUUGGCCCAAAAUUUGGACUUUCUUGUGUAUGUUCUGGAGGGGCGUCUUUGACGCCCCUCCACAGUUAUAACUCUACGAAAUGCUUUUGCACAAUGUACAUACUAAAUAGGCUAUAUAAAUACAAUCAAUCAUGUUUUGAUAAUUAAGCAAAAAAAUUCUAUUUAUUUUCCAUCAUCCAUUGUAAAAAGAAGCAUAUUUUUAUCGUUUGUCAACGAUUCAAAAAAUAUUACAAUAAAGAUGAAUAAAGUGUGACUUGAAUGUUAUUCGA